Molecule: messenger RNA, 537 nt
Organism: Exophiala spinifera
Lineage: Eukaryota; Fungi; Ascomycota; Eurotiomycetes; Chaetothyriales; Herpotrichiellaceae
Exons: 1
Coding region: 1-537 (178 amino acids)
Source: RefSeq, a predicted model, not a curated record
AUGUCAACCACCAACACGAGCGACCUAGUCCAACGUCUCGCCGACGAAUCCAACAUUCGCGAUCUCGUCGCCCGUUUCGCCAACGCAUGCAGCCCGCCGGACAUGGCUGCGUUCGCGAAACUCUGGGUCCCAGACUCCGAUACCGAGAGCGAGAGCGCGAGGGCCGUCUGGACACUCAGCGAACCGUUCGCCAUGUCCGAGACUGGCGUGUCAUCGAUCGUCGCCAUGAUGGGAAGGCUGUUGGAACAGUGGGAUUUCUUUGUGCAGCUCGUUCACUCCGGCGUGAUCGAGAUCGACGAGACCCACGGGGCAACCAGCACCAGGGCGACCGGCCGUUGGAUCCUGCGCGAGGUUGCCAAGGGCGCAAGCAACAGCGAAGCGUAUUACAACAACUUCGCCGUCUACGAAGAUCAGUACGUCAAGGUGGAUGGGAAGUGGUACUUUACCCGCCGCGACUAUAAGUACAUGUUUCUUGACUCCGGACCGUUUGGGGGAGACGCGUGCCCGCCUAUCAAGGGGUGGUAUGGUGGGAGAUGA